This is a messenger RNA of Suillus fuscotomentosus, 1629 nucleotides long. RefSeq lists its product as uncharacterized. Gene Ontology annotation, biological process: chromatin remodeling. The record is from RefSeq and is a predicted model, not a curated record. Lineage: Eukaryota; Fungi; Basidiomycota; Agaricomycetes; Boletales; Suillaceae. Bases 1 to 1629 code for a protein of 542 amino acids. Gene Ontology annotation, molecular function: protein binding; histone methyltransferase activity. The transcript is spliced from 12 exons.
AUGGUUGCAUUGACCUCUUACUCUGAAGAUGGAACUCCAAGAUCAACUUCCACGAUAUCUCUUCAAGUAGUACAUGCCGAGCUUUUUGAGCCACACAAACCCUAUGAAUAUUGCACUCCCAUCUCAAGGAAUAUCUUUAGGGGAGAUGAUGACGAUAUGAUGCCGUUCAUCCCAUAUGCGGAUGAUCCAACCUUCGACCACGUAGAUCAUACACUGUGUUAUGGCUCCUUUGCAUGGCAAGAUGAUGACUAUGAUCCAGAUUUAGAAGUUAUUUCUUUAGAGGCAGCCUAUCGCCUCCGUACGGUUCACAGUCUACUGUAUCAGGAUACAGAUAGCACGGGGGUCCUUCCCUUCAAGCUUUUCUCAACUCCAGGAAAACCUGGACUGUUUACCCUGAGUCGUCGUCGUGAUCUACUCAAAUGGAACGGGACCACCAUUCCUUGUCCCUACAGCUUUCCUUCUUCAUUGCCAUCUCACGGUAUUCUUCAACAUCGGCUUGAGCUCACUCAUGCAUUGUUUUGUCCUAACCUCAACUGUAUUGAGCCACUGUGCCCUGUUCAUGUUGAAACAAACCCCGUGUCACCAUCCCGUAAGCAGACUAUCCGGCUGUCAGAGCUACUGAAACGUGUAGAACACCCCUGCGAUGCUGGCUGCUUCUUGCAGAGCAGGACGGUCGAGGUACUCCCUCGCUGGAGUGAAGAUGACAUCGAUUCGUUCAAGAGCAUCUUAGAUAUUGAGCCAGAUAUGAUACCUUGUGACCAUGCUGAAUUGUGCUUCAAGCCCUGCCAUGAGAUCCUUUAUUAUCGCAGAUUACUAUAUUCAGAUUUCGACGAGCUUCAAACUGAGUGCCCAAAUGGGGAACGCAAGGGGAAGUCGCGAUCUCUGGAAUUUCAAGUAUCGAAUGCUGUACUGGAUACUUUCCACAGGAACGAACCUUGUCAUCACUCUGGACCAUGCGAUGUUUUAUCUGACUGUUUAUGUUUCAAGAACAAGGCUCAUUGCCAGCGAAACUGCCGUUGCCCUGGAAAAUGUGCUCGGAGAUGGAAAGGUUGUCGCUGUGCCAAAGCACGCGAUGGGAUGAGCUGUGUGAAGGUCAAGCGAUGCUCUUGCCUCAAAGCUCGACGUGAGUGUGAUCCAGAGCUUUGCGUAAAAUGCGGAUUCGAAGACCCGGAAACGAGUACUUGCGGGAACUCGCAGAUUCAACAAGGUCAUUUCAAGAAACUGGAGGUCAAGGAAAGUCGUUGGGGUGCAGGUGUAUUCAUUCUCGAACCGGCCAAACAGGGUGAAUUGAUCGUGGAAUACGUCGGGGAGCUUAUAUACGAAAUGACAUUUGACAGCCGCGGAGAGGUUGCAGAGCACCUUGGACGAAGUUAUGUCUUUGGUCUCAACAACACGCUAUCCCUGGAUAGUUCGCGUGCAGGCAACAUGUCAAGGUUCAUCAACCAUUCGGGCUCUAGUGGCGUCGGUAGCGAAACGCAGUGUAAUUGUCGCGCUUUUGCGCGACUUGUGAAUGGAGAACACCGUAUAGGAAUAUUUGCGAUAAUGAACAUUGACGCUGGGAGCGAGAUCCUCAUUGAUUAUGGCCCAGUGUUCUUCCCGGACCAAAAGAAGAAUGCAGAGGCCUCGUAA